Molecule: messenger RNA, 2448 nt
Organism: Scutellospora calospora
Lineage: Eukaryota; Fungi; Glomeromycota; Glomeromycetes; Diversisporales; Gigasporaceae
Source: the annotation of a GenBank genome assembly
AUGUCGAAUGAACCCUUUCUUUGUUUAUUAUAUGUUAUAUUUUUGUCAACAUUAGUAUUAUCUCAAACUUCAACGAACGUACCACCUUCAAGUCCUACUAAUAACCAAACACUUCCUAUCAAUCAAACAAUUUCUAUCAAUCAAACACUUUCGAAUCCUCCAACUGUUACAGCAAAUGGAACCAAUAUUACCUCACCAGAUUUGAUUACUGAUCGGGUUAUAAGUGGAUUAAAUAUUACUAAUAGUUCUUCGAGUGGAUCUAACGUUAAUAAUACCACUAAUACGAGUCCAAUGAUUAAAUGUCCACCUGGAUUUUUUUGCCCGGAAAAUUCAGCACAACCUGUAUAUUGUUGUGAAGGUUAUUAUUGUUCUAGAGAUGCUAAAAACAUAACAUUAUGCCCAGAGAUAUAUUGUGAUCGCCUAGCAUAUUGCCCACCAGGCUCAAAAAAAGGAAAUAAAUUCAUGGUUUUCUUAUUAGUUUUGAUAGUUGCAAUAGUAAUUAUGAUAUUAUUUCAAAUUAAGAAAAAAAGGGAUGAAUUGAAAAAUGCGAAAUAUGAUAAAUUAUUAACAGAUCAAAGAAUGAGUUUGGAAAGAUCUUUGGAUCCAGUGAAAAGAACUUUUGAUAUUGAAUUUGAAAAUUUGGGAUUAGUGCUGCCAUCGGGUAUUGAAAUUAUGAGGAGUGUAUCAGGAAAACUUACACAAGGAAGAACAUGUGCAAUUAUGGGCCCAUCUGGUGCGGGUAAGACUACUUUUGUGUCACUUUUGACCGGCAAAGCAAAGAAGACAAGUGGUGUAGUAAAAGUUAAUGGAGUAAUUGAAUCACUGGAAAAAUAUAGAAAACUUAUUGGUUUCGUGCCUCAAGAGGACGUAAUGCUUCGUGAAUUAACUGUACGCGACAUAUUAUUGCAUUCCGCAUUAAUGAGGUUACCAAAUGAUAUGCCUCGAUCGGAAAAGAAACAAAGAGUCAUCGAAGUAAUUAGAUUUUUAGAGUUGAGUCACGUGAUGGAGUCAAUAAUUGGAAAUGAAGAACAACGUGGUAUUUCUGGUGGUCAACGUAAACGUGUAAACAUUGGGAUGGAAUUGGUUGCAGAACCAUCUGAUGAACCAACUUCAGGUCUUGAUUCAGCUACAGCACUUGAAGUGUGUAAUUUGUUGAAAAAGAUUGCACAUGGUCAAGGAUUAACAGUAGCCGCAGUUAUUCAUUCACCAUCUCCACAAGCCUUUAAUACAUUUGAUGACUUUUUAUUAUUGGGUAAAGGAGGAAGGAUAGUAUAUUUUGGACCAACAAACAAAGCAAUGGAGUACUUUCAGACUCUUGGUUUUAAUUGUCCAGAAGAAGAAAGUCCAGCCGAUUUUAUGAUGGAAAUAGCAUCUGGUAAAAUUCAGCCCGCAGAUAGGUCAGAUAUUACAAUUAUUGAUCUGUUCGAAACAUGGGAAAGAUAUCGAGAAUCAGAAAAAGCGGCAUUUAGAUCACCUUCUACAAUGCAUGAUACAAAAAUUGGAGGGUUUGAAAAAGAUGAUGAAGCUCUCCUAGGAGAAGAAGAACCACCCAAAAAACGUCGCAACUGUUUCGUGGCGUUUUGGCAAGAAGUCUGCAUACCGUUUAUCCACUUAAUUAAUGAUAUUGGUGAAUACAUAGCUGAUGUAGGCUCAGAAUUCUCCGAAUUUAUUACACGAACAUUUUGCUUCUAUCGAAAAGAUCCAAUUCGAGAAACGCCAAACAUAUUAGUGGCAUUUAUAUUAUUAUUUAAAAGAGCUUGUAUACAACUUUAUAGAAACAGAACACAAUUUUUGUUGGAUCAGCUAUUACAUCUUGGAUGUGGGAUUUUCAUUUCUUUGGCAGUUGGUAAUUUGGAUUAUGUUGGGAAACCUCCUAGAGAAAUUUGCGAGAUUACUCCAUAUGUUGUUAUACCUGUCUGUUUGGGUGCUCAUGAUUCACUUCAGAACGUUGGAGUGUUCAUGUCACUCGGAGUGACAUUUGCAGGGAUUAGUGCUGGAGGUUCAACAUUUGGUUACGAAAAAGUAGUUUACUGGCGAGAUACAUCAUCAGGAAUGCGCACGAUUCCAUAUUUUUUAGCCAAAAUAGUUGCAGAUAUACCUCGUUUACUUAUUGCGGCACUAAUGUUUUCAUUAGCAUUUAUUAUAUUUUAUUCAUUUCGAGCCAAGCUUUGGGAAAUUUAUAUUAUUAUUUUAUUUACUUAUACCGCCGCAUGGGCGAUGGGGUUGGUCUCAAAAGAAAAAUUAAGUCUUGUUGGAACAGGGUUUGCACUUGGUUGGGGUAUGGUGUUAAGUGGUGCAACUCCUAAAUUAGAAGAAGUUAAUAAAAGUAGUUAUAUAAAAUGGUUAUGGGAUAUUUCAGCACAAAGAUGGGCAGUUGAAGCAUUAUAUCUUAAAGAAAUAGCGCCUAGAUUGUAUGUAUUAAACAUUCUGAUUACUUUGGGUAUUUGA